Molecule: messenger RNA, 1065 nt
Organism: Liolophura sinensis
Lineage: Eukaryota; Metazoa; Mollusca; Polyplacophora; Chitonida; Chitonidae
Product: glycine receptor subunit alpha-2-like
Exons: 7
Coding region: 1-1065 (354 amino acids)
Biological process (GO): monoatomic ion transmembrane transport
Cellular component (GO): membrane
Molecular function (GO): extracellular ligand-gated monoatomic ion channel activity; transmembrane signaling receptor activity
Source: RefSeq, a predicted model, not a curated record
AUGGAUGAAACAACGUUCGUUUCCAUCGGCUUCUACGUACAGAGUUUGAGUAGUAUCAAUGAGAUACACAUGCAGUACACGCUGGACGUGUAUUUCCGCCAGUCCUGGAAUGACCCUCGAUUAAAGUUUAACGACACGGAUAAACCCAUCAACACGGGACCGAACUAUGCGAAUAAACUGUGGCUACCAGAUCCAUACUUCAUGAACAGCAAGGAAGAGACGUUUCACACAGUUACACUUCCGAAUGUGCUGCUCCGGAUCUUCCCCAAUGGCGACGUGUUUUACAGUCAGCGGUUAAGUCUAGUCGUGGCGUGUAACAUGAAGCUGGAGAAUUUCCCCAUGGAUAAACAAGUCUGUGACCUUAAGACUAUGAGCUUCGGCUACAACACGAAAGAUAUAACACUGAAGUGGUUAACUGAAGGAGCGUUGAGUGUAAACGAAGACAUUGAGCUCCCAGAAUUCAGUCUGAUGAGGACAGAGAAAGGAGACUGUACACAGGAAUAUGUCACCGGAACUUACAGCUGUUUGGUGGCCAAAUUCCAUAUCACGCGCAGGAUUGAAUAUUACCUCGUGCAAACAUACUUACCAACAAUCCUCAUUGUGGUCCUUUCUUGGGUUAACUUUUGGAUUGAUCCUCGCGCGACCCCUGCACGUGUCUCCUUGGGAUUACUGUGUGUGCUCACCAUGACAACCCAAAGUACCGGUGUCCAAGCCAAACUACCCAGAGUGUCCUACAUAAAGUCAAUGGAUAUCUGGUUAAAUGUCUGUUUGAUUUUUGUCUUCGGAGCGCUUUUGGAGUAUGCUUUAGUGAAUGUGCAAUCUCGGAAGCAAGACAAUAAUUCCAAGAAAAAAUACCAGACAGAAAAUGGCGAUGCUGUGAGCAAGCAUACUUCGCACAGCUACACAGUGACUGUGGACAUUGGGGAAGUCCCUAAGGAAACAUGUUGCUCUAAACUCUGGCUCAGCGCUGACCGAGUCGACCUCGUAUCACGAAUUGCUUUUCCCGCGGCUUUUGCCGUGUUUAAUCUGGCUUACUGGAUAGGAUACAACCAUCGACCGCUGUAG